AUGUGUGGCACCGGCUUCGAGCUCACGUUCUGGGUGUGUACCGCACUCUGCGUCUUUUGGCUGCCAGUGACAUCCUCCCGGCCCCUCUUGCCCCAUGUGCACCAGUUCCAGGUGGUGUGGCCUGAGCGCCUGCCAACACCCCGUGCCCGUCGAUCCCUCGACUCCCACUGGAACCUAUAUCCAGACAGUGUGAGCUACGCCCUUGGGGCUGGGGAGCACAGCUUUACCCUGCAUCUCCGGAAGAACAGAAACCUGCUGGCCUCGGGCUACACAGAGACAUACACAGCUGCCAAUGGCUCCGAGGUGGUGGAGCAGCUGGGAGAACUGGAUCACUGCUUCUACCAGGGACAUGUAGAGGGGCACCAAGACUCGGCCACCAGCAUCAGCACCUGUGAUGGUCUCAGGGGUUUUUUCCAGGCAGGCUCAACUGUCCACCUGAUUGAGCCCCUGGAUGGGGAGGAGGAGGGUCGGCAUGCUCUGUACCUGGUGCAGCACCUCAAGGCGAAGCCCCCCAAGGCAAAUCACUCCACCUGCGGUGUUAGCAAUGCCAACCUUAUGCACAUCCUGGGACCAAGGAUUGCAGCAGCCUUCAGGCCCCGGAGCCAGCUACUGCCCCAAGUGCCCCGGCAUGUGGAGCUGUAUGUGGUCACGGACAGCACCGAGACCCAGCGGUACGGGGACCGUGACACCCUUCGCAGUCGGGUGCUGCAGGUGGUAAACCACGUGGACAAGCUCUACCAGGCACUCAGCCUCCGAGUGGUCCUGGUGGGCCUGGAAAUGUGGACGAAGGACAAGAUUGUGGUCAGCCCUGAGCCCGAAAUUACACUGGCCAACUUCCAGGCCUGGAGGGAGCAAGAGCUGCUUCCACAACACCCUAAUGACAACGCACAGUUCAUCACGAACGUGGACUUCACCGGCCUCACCGUGGGCCUGGCCACUGUGUCUGCCAUGUGCUCCCGGAAAGUCUCUGCAGGUGUAAACCAGGACCAGAAUAGCCACUACCUGUUCUUGGCAUCCACCAUAGCUCAUGAGAUGGGCCACAACCUGGCCAUGGACCACGAUGAGAAUGUGCAUGGCUGCUACUGCACUGUGCCUCAGGCGGAGGGCGGCUGUGUGAUGGCCACUAGCAUGGGCACCAAGUACCCCAAAAGGUUCAGCCAGUGCAGCCAAGCAGACUAUGAGGCCUUCGCAGAUACACCUCAGACAGAGUGCCUGCUGGGUGAGCUGGACACCAGCAAGCUCAUCAGUGACCCCCUGUGUGGAAACAAGCUGCUGGAGCGUGGCGAGCAGUGUGACUGUGGGUCACCACAGGAGUGCAAGAAUCCCUGCUGCAACGCCACCUCCUGCCACCUGGUCCCUGGGGCUGCAUGUGCCCAGGGUCCCUGCUGUGACAAAUGCCAGGUGAAGCCAGCCGGAGAGCUGUGCCGUGGCCGCAAGGAUAUGUGUGAUCUUGAGGAGUACUGUGAUGGCCAUGGGCCCGAGUGUCCAAAGGACACCUUCCAGGAGAACGGCACUCCCUGUACGGAGGGCUACUGCUACAACGGGGCCUGCCCCACAAUGGAAGAGAGGUGCCGCAAGCUGUGGGGUCCAGAUGCACAGGCUAGUGAGGACAUCUGCUUCACCUAUGACCUCUUACCAUCCUGCCACAGCCGGCUACAACCCAAAGGGGUAGACCGGUGCACCAUUCUGUUCUGCCAAGGUGGCCAGCAGCCCCAAAUGCAUGGCUCCUGCACCAUAAAGCCCCAGGGCAAGCACUGCCAGGCACUCUUCGUGGAACAGGGUGGGGCCUAUGAACUUGUCCCAGUGGGCACCAGAUGUGGCGAGGGCAAGGUUUGCUGGGAAAGUCACUGCCAGGAUCUGGACGUUUACAGGAUCAAAAACUGCUCUGCUAAGUGCAAUGGCCACGGGGUAUGCAACCAUGAGAAUAAGUGCCACUGCCAACCAGGCUGGGCCCCGCCGCACUGCGCGCAGCCUGGGUCUACUGUGACCACAAGGAAGACCACAGUGUCUACAGGCCUGUCCAAAGGAGCAGUGGUCGGUGUGGUGCUGUCAGUACUGUGGCUGAUACUCCUCCUGGUGGGCAUUUUUCUCUACCACAGCAGACACAAGAGGUAUGUGGCACCCAAGACCUCCCUGGGGCUCGCUAAUGCCCUGUUCCACAAGGGGCCUGGUGACAGUACACUAAGGAACAGCCGUGCUGCAGCCCCUACCAUGGACCCUCCACAAGUGGUCUCCACCACCGCCUCUCCCCACCACCCCAGACUCUCAAAUUCUACAGGGACCCCUAUGCAGCCACUCCCUAUUUCCCUUCUGGAGCUGAAGUCCAAGCAGACCCUCUUUACCGGGGGCUUGUACAAGGGGUCCAGGGUCUCCUUGAGGGCCAGUGCAGAGGGGCCUGCCACCCUGAGGCUGCUGGCUCAGGCUCCCGCACUCCCACCUCAGUAUCACAGCUUAGCUGACCAGGAGGUGACGCUGGGCAGUGCUGCCCAUGAGAUUUCCCCAGGCUACUGA
Molecule: messenger RNA, 2511 nt
Organism: Elephantulus edwardii (Cape elephant shrew)
Lineage: Eukaryota; Metazoa; Chordata; Mammalia; Macroscelidea; Macroscelididae
Gene: ADAM8
Product: ADAM metallopeptidase domain 8
Exons: 24
Coding region: 1-2511 (836 amino acids)
Biological process (GO): regulation of cell-cell adhesion; positive regulation of membrane protein ectodomain proteolysis; inflammatory response
Molecular function (GO): metalloendopeptidase activity; cell adhesion molecule binding
Source: RefSeq, a predicted model, not a curated record